Messenger RNA from Fragaria vesca subsp. vesca, 2059 nucleotides. RefSeq names its product guanine nucleotide-binding protein-like 3 homolog. The transcript has 9 exons. Bases 76 to 1893 code for a protein of 605 amino acids. The record is from RefSeq and is a predicted model, not a curated record. Gene Ontology annotation, molecular function: GTP binding. NCBI's taxonomy places the organism in Eukaryota, Viridiplantae, Streptophyta, Magnoliopsida, Rosales, Rosaceae. Gene Ontology annotation, cellular component: nucleolus.
CCAGAAGAGCGGCUACUCUGUUUGCAUAUCAACGCAAGCUGAUAACCCAACUCUGAAUAGCCAGCAGCAUCCAAGAUGGUCAAGAGGAGCAAAAAGAGCAAAAGCAAGAGAGUGCCUCUGAAGAAGAAGUACAAGGUGAUAAGGAAGGUGAAAGAGCACCACAAGAAGAAGGCCAAGGAGGCCAAGAAGCUCGGCUUCCAGCGCAAGAAGGUUGAGAAGGACCCUGGUAUCCCCAAUGACUGGCCCUUCAAGGAGCAAGAGCUUAAGGCCCUUGAAGCUCGCCGCGCUCGUGUUAUUGAUGAAAUUGAGCAGAAGAAAGCUGCCCGCAAAGAAAGGGCUCAGAAGAGGAAGCUGGGCAAAUUAGAGGAGGACCACGACUCCAAAUUGGAUGAACUAAUUGAGGAAAAGAGUACCGAUGAUUCCACUGGAUUUUCUAAGAAUAGGGAUAGCUCAGAUAGGGCUUUCUACAAGGAGUUGGUUAAAGUUAUUGAAGCAUCAGAUGUUAUUUUGGAGGUUCUUGAUGCUCGAGAUCCCCUGGGUACACGAUGUAUUGAUAUGGAAAAGAUGGUCAGGAAGUCGGGUCCUAACAAGCAUCUUGUGUUACUUCUGAACAAGAUCGAUCUUAUCCCGCGUGAAGCUGUUGAGAAGUGGCUCACUUAUCUUAGGGAAGAGUUGCCAGCUGUUGCCUUCAAGUGCAGCACCCAAGAACAAAAAUCAAACUUAGGGUGGAAAUCCUCCUCUAAAAAGUCAAAACCUAGCAACCUUUUGCAGACAAGUGAUUGUUUAGGAGCUGAAACUCUUCUUAAAUUGUUGAAGAACUAUUCAAGAAGUCAUGAGAUCAAGAAGUCGAUUACAGUGGGUAUUAUUGGCCUGCCUAAUGUUGGUAAGAGUAGUCUCAUUAACAGUUUGAAGAGAUGCCGUGUCGUCAAUGUUGGUUCCACCCCAGGGUUAACAAGAUCACUACAAGAAGUUCAGUUGGAUAAUAAUGUCAAAUUGUUAGAUUGCCCUGGUGUUGUCAUGCUCAAAUCUACAGAAAAUGAUGCCUCUAUAGCUCUUCGAAAUUGCAAAAGAAUUGAGAAGUUAGAGGAUCCAAUUGGUCCAGUGAAGGAAAUUUUGAAGCUCUGCCCAGCCAGAUUGUUGGUAUCUAUAUACAAGCUUCCAAGCUUUGAUACCGUUGAUGACUUUCUACAGAAGGUGGCUACUGUUAGGGGUAAGCUGAAAAAGGGUGGUAUUGUAGAUAUUGGAGCUGCAGCGAGAAUUGUUCUGCAUGACUGGAAUGAGGGUAAAAUUCCAUACUACACUGUGCCUCCUGCUAGGAGUCAAGAAGAACCUUCAGUAGCAAAAAUCGUUUCAGAGCUGGGCAAGGCAUUGAACAUUGAUGAAGUAUACAAUGGAGAAUCUUCAUUCAUCGGAAGCCUCAAAUCUGUUAAUGAUUUCCAUCCUGUUGAAGUUCCUCCCAGUUGCCCUCUCAAUUUUGAUGAAAAUAUGGUCGAGGAUGAUGCUGUACAAAGACCAUCGAGUGAAGCGGAUGGAAGUCCUAAAGAUAUGGUUGAUGAAGACGAUGACCAGUCCAUGGCAGUUGAAGAGGAUGAACCAGGAAAGGCAAAAGAAAAGACGACUACUAAAACUAGCAGGCAAAAUGAGAAAUUGUAUGCAAUUGAUGGUAUGCUUAAUACAAAGAAGAAGAAAGCGGAGAAGAAGAUGAGGAAAAAGGCCAAAUCAGCUUCCAAGGAUGCUAUGGAAGAUGAUGAUGAUUAUGAUUUUAAGGUUGAUUACGUCAAGAAGGGAUCUGCAAUGGAUGUUACUGAUGGCACUGGGGAAAAUGAUGAGGGUCAAAUUACUGGUAAGGUACCUAUGUUUGGUAUUGGAUUUGAUGAACCGGAGGAAGAGUGAACUGUAUUUCCAGAGGUACUCACAAGUAAAAUUUUUACGCUAUUAUGUAUUUCUCUCAAUAGGGCUUUAUGUUUCUUCUUUCAUAUUUCAUGGUUAUGCUAAAAGUUUGUGCGGACAAGAAAUACUAUUAUCUAUUAAUCAAAUCUCGAUUAUUUUUUCUUGUGUC